Messenger RNA from Cucumis sativus (cucumber), 1964 nucleotides. RefSeq names its product lysosomal Pro-X carboxypeptidase-like. The record is from RefSeq and is a predicted model, not a curated record. The transcript is spliced from 8 exons. Gene Ontology annotation, biological process: proteolysis. Lineage: Eukaryota; Viridiplantae; Streptophyta; Magnoliopsida; Cucurbitales; Cucurbitaceae. The coding region runs from base 49 to 1572 and encodes 507 amino acids. Gene Ontology annotation, molecular function: dipeptidyl-peptidase activity; serine-type exopeptidase activity.
CAUUUCUGCGAAGCUAUAUAAAUACAUCUCCUAAGCUAAAGUAGAUAGAUGUGGGGGAAGAAUAACAUGGACUGUAUUGUGAGCCAAUCCAUAUUUCUUCCACUACUGCUGCUUCUUUUUAUUUCUUCAUGUGCUCGUGGCCACAUCCCAGUACUUGGAGUGCAAAGAAGGGCAUUCCAAAGUACACCCCAACAAUCAGAUGGACUUGCGACUUUCUAUUACAAACAACCCCUUGAUCAUUUCAAUUAUCAACCUCAAAGUUCCGUUACAUUCGAUCAAAGAUAUAUCAUUGAUUUUAAGUAUUGGGAAGGUAUCAAUCCCAAAACUCCUAUCUUUGCUUACCUCGGUGCCGAAAGUGACAUUGACAAUGACGUACCCUACGUCGGCUUUCCUCUUCGUUUCGCCUCUCAAUACAAGGCUAUGUCAGUAUAUUUAGAGCAUAGAUUUUAUGGAAAAUCAAUACCAUUUGGUUCACUAGAGAAGGCUAUGAAAAAUGGAAGCAUUAGAGGGUAUUUUAAUUCAGCUCAAGCCUUAGCAGAUUAUGCUGAAUUGCUCUUGCACAUCAAGAAAAUGUUUGCAUAUGAUACUUCUCCAAUUAUAGUUAUGGGAGCCUCGUAUGGUGGAAUGCUAGCUUCAUGGUUUAGGCUAAAGUAUCCUCACAUCGCUCUUGGAGCCCUGGCUUCUUCAGCUCCAAUUCUUUACUUUGACAACAUUACACCACAAGACGGAUAUUACUCCAUCGUCUCCAAAUCUUUCAAAGAAACGAGCAAAACGUGUCAUGACACCAUACGUAGAUCAUGGGGUGAAAUCGACCGAAUUGCCGGGAAGACUCAGGGAGGGCUUUCGAUUUUGAGCAAGCAAUUCAAAACUUGUGGGAAAUUGAAGACGAGUUCGGAGAUUAAGAACUUAAUGGACAAUGUGUUCACAAUGGCAGCUCAAUACAACGAUCCUUACGAGAAUCCAGUGAGAGGCAUAUGUGUAGCCAUUGAUGAAGAAGCAAAGAAAAAAAGUAAUGUGAUCAAGCAAGUGGUUGCUGGGGUUAUUGCUUAUUUAGGGGAAAGGCCUUGUUAUGAUGUCUAUGAAUUUGGCUAUCCUAAUGAUCCCCUUAACCAAUAUGGUUGGCAGGUUUGUAGCGAGAUGGUAAUGCCCAUUGGCAGUAGUGGUAGGGACAAAAACUCAAUGUUCCCACCUUCACCCUUCCGGUUCAACGACUUCAAAACUAUGUGCAAGGAUUUGUAUGGUGUCACACCAAGGCCUCAUUGGAUCACCACUUUCUAUGGAGGCCAAGACAUAAAAUUAGUGCUGCAUCGAUUUGGAAGUAACAUCAUUUUCUCUAAUGGAUUGAAAGAUCCUUACAGUAGUGGCGGUGUAUUGCAUAAUAUAUCUCAGACCAUCGUUGCUAUUACCACUCCCAAAGGCUCUCAUUGCUUAGACAUAGCAUCAGAAAGGGAGGAUGAUCCUGAUUGGUUGAUAACGCAAAGGAAGAGUGAAAUGGAUAUAGUUGAUGGUUGGAUUUCUAAGUAUCAAGCUGAUCUUUUGCUAUUCAACCAAAGUGUUGGUGCUACCCACUAACAUAUUCCAAAUUCACAACGUGUGUUAAAACAACCAAAAUGCCAAACUAAAGCAUAGUUUAACUAGUACGUGAGAAGAAUUACAUAAACAAUAAUAAAAAGAAAGUUGAAAUAUAUAUUAUAGAUAUAUAUUAGAUGUGAGUAUCUUCCUCUCUUUAAAGAGAUUUAAGUCUUUACUCGUUUGUAUUGUCAUUAAAAAAAAUAUUAAACUUUUACAACAACGAAAUCUUUCCGAAUGUUACUAGAUCCUUAGCAACAUCAUUGAUAGAGAACAUAGAAAAAUGUGUCUAAACGCUCAUAUGUUGUAAAUAUAGUUAGACGUGUGGGCAUCUCCUACUCUUUAAGGAGACUAGUUUGAAACACGUGUGAUAGCACACGAGAAUGAUUAGAAAA